Molecule: messenger RNA, 1083 nt
Organism: Vespa crabro (European hornet)
Lineage: Eukaryota; Metazoa; Arthropoda; Insecta; Hymenoptera; Vespidae
Gene: Mic26-27
Product: MICOS complex subunit MIC27
Exons: 6
Coding region: 211-1011 (266 amino acids)
Biological process (GO): cristae formation
Cellular component (GO): MICOS complex
Source: RefSeq, a predicted model, not a curated record
AGAGUGUCGCUCUGCUCUCUAAAGUUAACCCAAAAGUUUCUCGAUCGGUAUAUCAUUCACCUUCUUUACCGAAUUACGUAUUAACGGUUACGUAUACGACGCGUAUCUACUAUUUAAUGACUUCCAGUUCUUUUACUACAGUUAAACGGCAAUAUCGUCUUUGAUAUAAUAGUCAAAUCUUGGAGCAAUUGUAUAUACACGAAAUUUAUAAUGAACAGAUUAAAGUUUUUGAAAAAGUUCUUAAUGCCAUGCGGACUUUGCGCAGCGGUGCCAGUACUUCGAUCUCAAUCUCCUCAAGAUUCUCCUGAUCCUUGCAACAAUAAGAAAGAAAGCAAGAUGAUUCGACCUUCUGAACUUCCUAUUUAUCCGUUGGAAGAUGUUUACUCCAAAGAUAUUCCAUGUUCAAACGUUUAUCCAUCUUCUGCCUUGGAGCAACAAUUUGGGUCGAUUAGAAGAUCCCUCGAAGGUGUCAUGUUACAAUGGCAAGUCAUAUCUGACACAGUUACGUCAAAGAUAAACACCGGAUUGGAGCAUAGUCAAUAUUUAGUAGAGUAUCUUCAAGAAGAAAAUAAUACUAUGCCACGUUUCGGUGCUAUUGGAAUCGGUGGACUGACAGGUAUAAUAUUUGGACUUCGAGGAGGCUUCUUGAAAAAAUUGAUAUAUACCAGUACAGGUGCUCUUAGUAUCGCAGCCAUUUGUUAUCCUAAGAAAGCUGAGGAAAGUUUAGAAUAUGCCAAACAUUAUGCUAAUGUUAGUUAUAACUUUAUUUAUGGCGUGAAGCCAGGAGAUAACGAGCGAGUACUGCCAGAUAUUAAAUUGUCAGAUAUGUCGACAUUUAAAAUGCCUAGUACUUUUUCGGAACUCGUAGAAUUGAGUGCUGACACGGGGCGGAGCAUUGUCAAUGUAGUUGGUUCUUUAAGCGAAAGAACAUGGGAACUGAUAACCGAUAAGAAGGAGGUGACGACAUCAACGCUUAAGACAGACUCUGAAAAUAAAGAAAAAGUCGAUUAAAAAGAUAGCUAUCACCGGAUUAUUUAAAUCGUAAUUGUUUGUAAAAAUAUAUAGUAACAAGUAUUAGAAAAA